Molecule: messenger RNA, 3001 nt
Organism: Klebsormidium nitens
Lineage: Eukaryota; Viridiplantae; Streptophyta; Klebsormidiophyceae; Klebsormidiales; Klebsormidiaceae
Source: the annotation of a GenBank genome assembly
GUUGAAGCCAAAGGACGAGAGUACCGGUAGCGCUGCCCAGGCUUUGCUUGCGCAGGCGUGGGAGGCCUAGGCUUUUCAAUUUCGUGUCUGAUUGCCUGUUAGAAUUGCUUGCGUGUUGUUCGUAAGAGUUGUUCCACGAACCAGAACCUUGCGCACGAUGCUUUCUUCCUCCGACGCAGUGCUAACAGCAGCGGUGGUGGCAGCUGGAGUAAUUGCGGUUGUCGCGACGUGGAAUGCUGUCAGAAUAUGGGAGUUGGAGGACGGCAAUCAAGAGGCAGAAACGUCAAAGAAACCGGCAACACCAUUUAGUGGUGCUCAACGUAAGAUUGAUGAGAAAGUCAGGGACAAAUUUGGAAAAGACCAUGAAAGUCCUGAGUUCUGGCGAUGGUUGCUUGGACAGCUCACAAUGGGAGCUGUUGACACCAGCCAUGCUGAGCAUCAAGAGGCCAAACAGGGCGCCGCUGCUGGUGUUAAGUUUGCAAGCUCUCAGGCUGAGCAGGGACUGUUGGCGGCCAUUGGCAACACGCCGCUGAUCCGCAUCAAUAGCCUAUCCGAAGCGACAGGGUGCGAGAUCCUAGGGAAGUGCGAGUUCCUUAACCCUGGGGGGAGUGUAAAAGACAGAGUGGCAGUGAAAAUAAUUCAGGAGGGCCUUACCUCCGGUCAGCUCCGCCCGGGGGGGCUCGUCUGCGAGGGCAGCGCCGGGAGCACAGGUGUCAGCCUGGCAUUGGUCGCCCGCGCGUUCGGCUGCCGCUGCUUCGUUGCCCUACCAGACGACGCCGCGGUCGAGAAGAGCCAGAUGCUCGAGGCGUUGGGCGCAGAAGUCGCGCGCGUUCGGCCGGUGUCGAUUACGCAUCCGGGGCACUUUGUGAACGUUGCGCGGCGGAGGGCGCUAGAGGCCGGGGGCCAAGGGCGGGAUGUCCAAAAGGUGCAGGGGGAAGCCGUUGAGACUAUUGGGGUAAAAGUGGGAGAGUUUGCGCCGUUGGGAAUGGGAACGGUUCCCGAUUUGAAGGUCGAACCAGCAGAAACGGCGUCAGGGAAGAGAGGGGCCCAAGGAGAGCGUCCGAAGGAGUCUUUGUCAGUGAGUGGAUGCGAAACGACCGUUAAAUUUUCGAAAGGGAAGCAGGCUGCGACAGCUGGGGCGCUGCGUACGUCUGCGUACUCUAGCCAUCGAGAGGGUUCACUGGGCAACGCGCAAGCGAUGGGUAAUGGGAAAGCACGGGGCCAGCCAAAACUGCGGAGGAAAAGGGAGGAAGCGAGGCAAGCAACGGCGGCGACAGAAGGGUUGACUCCGAAGCAGUUGAGAAAGCUGAUAAAGAGGGAGGCCGCGGCGGGACGGGAGAUGGUCGUUUCGCGGGUGCGAAGAGGCGACGAUGUUGCGCAAGCGUCUCUUGCUGAAGAAGUGGGCCCAGACGAGGGUGAAGGAGGGGUUGGAGAUUCUUGGUUUGAUGAUCUUCUGGGAAUGGAAGAGGAGGCCGGCAACAGCGUUCCGAACGGACAGGGAGCAGGCGACUCGAAUCGUGAACGGACGGGGAAGUCGGAAGCGGGUGCGGCGCAAGAGUCGACGGAGGCAAUGCCGAACGGGCAUGCAAACGGUUCUCAGGAAGCGUCAGCUGGACGUAUGGCCAACGGCAAGGAGGCUCGGACUGGAGAAAGAUGGGAUGCGGAUCUAGAGGCUGCUGACGACCUGAUGACGGCAGCAAGGCGGAGGAUAGACGGCGGCGCGGAGGCCCGAUCCGAACCGGAGACAGCCGCGGAUGGUCGUUUCAAGUCGAAAACGUCCGGUUCUGGUCAGGAGAAGGCGACCCUGCGGACCCCCAAUGAUGCUGACGUCAGCUGCUCGCCCGAAGUGCGCGACUGUGGGAGGUGGGCGCUGGCAGACGACGUCAACAACGGGUCCGCCGACCAGAAGUUUGUUGAAGGCACUGCAACCGGCGCUGACGCGUCAUAUUCUCGAGCGAUCGCCACUGCAGUCAGCGCAGCAGAUGACCUUAGCAGCGCUUGCCCUGAGGACGUGGCUGACAGUCCGCCUCGUCCCUAUGUCAGCGGAAGCGACGCCCCUUCGGAGGGAGGGCCAAGCAGCCCGUAUACGCCAAGCGAGGCAUGUAGAGCAGGAAAAGAAGCGGAAAGAUUGCCUCAGGGUGAAUCCUACACGGAGAAAUCUCAGCAUUCAGCGCCUUCUGUUGCUGACGUCAGCCCAAAGGGCGACCAUGCGAGAGAGGGGCUCCGCAGCAGCAACGAGCGGGAGGGAAGCGAAGUCGAGGGCCUUGCUGGGGGCGGCUUCUCAGCGGACCAGUCCGCAAAGUCGCAAAUCUUCAAAGCUGACGUCAGCAAAGAAGGUGCGCCAGCGCACGAAAGUGCAAGAAGCGAUUCGGAGGGCCUUGCUGGGGGCGGGUUCUUCGCGGACCAGUUCGAGAACCUGGCAAACUUCCGCGCACACAACGAGGGAACGGGGCCCGAGAUCUGGGCGCAGACGGGGGGCCACGUGGACGCGUUUGUGGCGGGCGCGGGAACGGGAGGGACGCUCGCUGGCGUAUCGUGCUUCUUGAAGGACCAGAACCCUGGUGUCAAGUGCUUCCUCGUCGACCCCCCCGGAUCGGGGCUGUUCUACAAGGUGACACGUGGCGUGAUGUACGCCCCUCAGGAGGCCGAGGGCAAGCGGUUGCGGAAUCCGUUCGACACCAUAACGGAAGGCAUCGGAAUCAACCGGAUGACGCGGAACUUCGAGAAGGCGCGCCUGGACGGGGCAUUCCGUGCGAGCGACCAAGAGGCUGUCGACAUGGCGAGGCACCUCCUGCUGCACGACGGUCUUUUCCUGGGGAGCUCCUCCGCCGUCAACUGCAUCGGGGCGGUGCGUGCCGCGCGCGCGCUCGGCCCCGGGCACACGAUCGUCACCAUCCUCUGCGACGGCGGCCAGCGCCACCUCAGCAAGUUUCACAACGCGGCGUACCUCGCUACGCACGGGCUGACACCCAGCGAGCGGGGAGCGCUGCCGCUGACGUGA